This is a messenger RNA of Kickxella alabastrina, 357 nucleotides long. RefSeq lists its product as uncharacterized. The record is from RefSeq and is a predicted model, not a curated record. The transcript is spliced from 2 exons. NCBI's taxonomy places the organism in Eukaryota, Fungi, Kickxellomycota, Kickxellomycetes, Kickxellales, Kickxellaceae. The coding region runs from base 1 to 357 and encodes 118 amino acids.
AUGAGUGGGGACCAACUCCCUGGCAUUGUCAACCUCAAUUUCCCGCUCCAACAGCCGCCGCCAUCACGACUACCAGCAUUCCCCGAAGACACCACACCCAGCGCGCCCCCAGCACAAGCUGACAAUGCCCUGCCCCAAUUGCCUGGCACACUCACUCCUCUCCCGCAAACAGUGCCUGCACUCACCAAUUGGCUCGCAUUGUCACUCUCGAUGUGGAAAGCAUUCGAGGUCAAAAACUCACCAAUGGUGACGGCCUUCUACAAGCUCUACCAGCUCGCUGCUGCGCUACUCAUUUAUUUACAGUGGGUGGCCUACAGCGACUUGGCAUACAGCAACAGCCGAUGGACUCACGGAUGA